CGAUUGUUUUGAUUGAAAGGCAUCAAAGUUUUCUUGAAUUUCCUCAAUUUUCUUUGCUUUUCUGCAUAUUUGUCUCCCAAAAUCAACAUCAAAAUGUCCUCAGAAGUAUCCUUCAAGAAGUUAAAUGUGAAAAAUAAAGGAGCAAGAAAGAGGAAACAAUCUUCCUCGAGUUCUGGUUCGGAAAGUGAUCAGGAGUCAGCAGUUGUCAGGGGGAAUGCACGUACAGCCAAAAUCAAUCCCAACAUCCACAAAACAUCCUCAACGAAAGUCAAACGUACAACGCAGGAGAAGGCAGCAUCCAGUUCGGAGGAAGAUGAAGAAUCCACCUUGGUGAGCUACAAAUCUAACCGGAGUGCCAUGCCAUUGGGUCCCACGGAUCAGGGUGCAACGGCUACGUAUGAAAUGGACACGGAAAAGGAUCGGGAUGCACAGGCAAUCUUCGAGAAGAGCCAGGAGAUCAAUGAUGAGCUUCGUGGGAAGGCAGAUGACAAAAUCUACCGAGGAAUCAACAACUACACACAGUUCUACAAGAAAAAGGACACAGCCAUGGGGAAUGCAAGCUCAGGGAUGGUUCGAAAGGGUCCCAUUAGGGCUCCAUCGCAUCUCAGAUCCACCGUGAGGUGGGACUACCAGCCGGACAUCUGCAAGGAUUACAAGGAGACGGGCUUCUGUGGCUUUGGCGACAGCUGCAAAUUCCUCCAUGAUCGUAGUGACUACAAACACGGCUGGCAGUUGGAGAUGGAGGGCAGCAGCAAGAGGAAUGACUCCGGAGAUGAGGAUGAUUCAAAGUAUGAGAUUCAUUCUGACGAAGAGGAGCUUCCAUUUAAAUGCAUCAUCUGCCGGGAAAGCUUCACAGAUCCCAUCGUUACAAAAUGUAAGCACUACUUUUGCGAAAAAUGCGCCCUGGCGCACUACAAGAAGACCUCAAGAUGCUACGUCUGUGGCAAUCAAACCAAUGGCAUGUUUAAUCCUGCUAAUCAACUCAUUGCUAAGCUAAAACUCGAGGAAUCCAAGAGGUGUGCCACAGAUGAGGAUUCAGAUUAAAUACCUUCGUUUUUCUUCAGGAAGUUUUGUUUUAACUUCACGUUUUCCCAGGAUUUUUGUAAUAUGAAUUUUUAAUUAUUAAUUAAAUUGUAUCAAAAUUCA
Messenger RNA from Lutzomyia longipalpis, 1146 nucleotides. It is a transcript of the gene mdlc, whose product is annotated as E3 ubiquitin-protein ligase RNF113A. Lineage: Eukaryota; Metazoa; Arthropoda; Insecta; Diptera; Psychodidae. The coding region runs from base 94 to 1044 and encodes 316 amino acids. Gene Ontology annotation, molecular function: metal ion binding. Gene Ontology annotation, cellular component: U2-type spliceosomal complex. The transcript has 3 exons. Gene Ontology annotation, biological process: snoRNA splicing. The record is from RefSeq and is a predicted model, not a curated record.